Molecule: messenger RNA, 2358 nt
Organism: Monomorium pharaonis (pharaoh ant)
Lineage: Eukaryota; Metazoa; Arthropoda; Insecta; Hymenoptera; Formicidae
Exons: 1
Coding region: 1-2358 (785 amino acids)
Biological process (GO): DNA replication
Molecular function (GO): DNA binding; nucleotide binding; DNA-directed DNA polymerase activity
Source: RefSeq, a predicted model, not a curated record
AUGAACGAGUGCGCGAUUGUUCUUCCCAAAGAGGAGGAUAAAUGGCUUUCGUUUCGCAACUACGAUCGAAAGGAGCGACUCCCGUACGUGGUAUACGCGGAUUUGGAAUGUCUUUUGGAAAAGAAGGACGAGGGGGAAGGUUUUAUGACAACGGAAAAUGGAUUCGGUUAUCAACGUCACAGAGCGUUUAGCGUCGGUUAUUAUGUCAGGUGCGCGUUAGGCGAUGAAUCGUCAUCGAUUUAUAUAUCGCAUCGCGGUCAGGACUGCGUUUCGUGGUUCGCGAAAGAAUUGAAUUCUCUAGCGCAUCGCGCGAAAGAUACCCUUGGCGCGGUCGCCCCUAUGAUGGAGCUGACGAGAGAGGAGACGCGUGAUUUUUCGGACUCGACGUUUUGUCACAUAUGUGGCAAAAUAUUCCUGACGACGGAUGUACGUGUGCGCGAUCAUUGUCAUAUCACCGGACGUUAUAGAGGUGCGGCGCAUUCGUAUUGUAAUUUAAAUUACCACAAUUCCUUUGUGAUUCCGGUGUUCUUUCACAAUUUAUCUGGAUACGACGCGCAUUUUAUAAUUAAAGAAAUCGCAAAUGAAUACGAGGGUAGAGUUGAUCUGUUACCGUUAAACAAAGAGACGUAUAUUUCUUUCACGAAGAAUGUAAGUUCUACGAGAGAGAAGAAAUGGCAUAACUGCGUAAAAUUACGAUUCGUGGAUUCGUAUAAAUUUUUAAAUGAAAAUCUCGGCAAAUUGGUGUCGUACCUAGAUCGCGACGACUUGCGGAUAACGCGAUCGAUGUUUUCCGAUUUGGAUGACGAGGAUUUUGAAUUGCUCACGCGCAAAGGCGUGUUUCCGUACGAAUACCUCGACAGCGUCGAUAGGUUGAACGACACGGAGUUACCGUCGCGGGAGGCUUUUUACAGCUCGUUAACCGGAGAGGAGGUGUCCGAAGACGAUCACAAGCACGCCGUAAUGGUUUGGGAACGGUUUAAUAUUCGAAAUCUAGGCGAAUACAGCGAUCUGUAUUUGAAAACGGACGUGCUACUACUGGCGGAUGUCUUUGAAAAGUUUCGCGAAAACAGCAUAGAGAGUUACGGUUUGGAUCCGGCUCAUUAUUACACGUUACCCGGUUAUACGUGGGACGCGAUGUUGAAAUACACGGGUGUUCGUUUCGAACUUCUGACCGAUAUCGACAUGGUGUUGUUCGUGGAGCGUGGCGUGCGCGGCGGUCUUAGUCAGUGUUCGAAUAGAUAUGCGCGUGCUAAUAACAGAUAUCUACCGUGUUACGAUUCGUCGCAACCGUCGUCGUUUCUCAUGUAUUACGACGUAAAUAAUUUGUACGGUUGGGCGAUGUGCCAACCGUUACCAUACUCGUGUUUCCAGUGGCUCGACGAUAUCGCCAAUUUCGACGUAAUGUCGGUUUCCGCGGAUUCUUAUUUCGGUUACAUUCUCGAGGUAGAUCUCGCGUAUCCGCACGAGCUGCACGACGCUCACGCGGAUCUUCCAUUUUGUCCCUUGCGCGCCACGCCUCCCGAUAGGCGGAACGUCAAGCUUCUGGCCACGCUUCACGAUAAGUCGCAUUAUGUCAUACAUUAUCGCAACCUACAACAAUGUCUGCGACACGGAUUGCGCUUAACGAGAAUUCAUCGCGUGUUACGAUUCGCGCAAUUUCCAUGGCUGCGCGGUUAUAUAGAAUUGAAUACGAGAUUUAGGAUUGGGGCGACAAACGAGUUCGAGAGAAAUAUGUAUAAGCUGAUGAAUAACGCGGUUUUCGGAAAGACAAUGGAAAAUGUGCGCGAUCGCGUGGACGUGCGUCUCGUGACGAGCUGGGAUGGUAGACACGGAGCGGAGGCGCUAAUCGCCAAACCGAACUUUCACAGUAGAAGCAUCUUCGCUGAGGAUCUGAUGGCUAUUGAAUUGCGUCGCUUAGAAGUGACCAUGAACAAACCGUUGUACGUUGGCAUGGCUAUUUUAGAAAUAGCCAAAACGCGCUUAUACGAAUUUCAUUACGAUUAUAUGUUGCCCUUGUAUCGAGACAAGUGUAAAAUCAUGUAUACGGACACGGACAGCUUGAUAUAUUUCAUCGAAUGUUACGAUGCGUACGAGGAUAUGAAACGUUUUAUCGAUCGAUUCGACACGAGCAACUUUCCGGAAAAUAAUCCGUACGCCAUGCCGUUGGUGAAUAAGAGUGUACCGGGUUUGAUGAAGGACGAGAACUGCGGCGCUAUUAUGACGGAAUUUGUGGGUUUGAGGGCGAAGAUGUACGCCACGAGAGUUUUGGGGGGGAGGAACACGAAGAAAAUUAAGGGUGUGAAGAAAAAUGUGGUGGAGAGAACGAUUACGUUCGACGAUUUCACGCGAUGCCUAUGA